CAGGUCGAAGAUAGUCUGCUCGUUAAGGAUACAGGCCGACUGAAACUAAAUAGAAACUACAGAACAUUCUGUUUAAAGUAAUUUUAAGUCGAAAAUGCCAUAACUAUGUGAUAACGAGGUUAUUAUAGCCAACCUUCAUGCUUGCGUUUGUGCCAGCGGUGAUUAGGCUUCAUGUGAGCACUGUGUGCAGACGCAGGUCAUCAGCCCUUCGUUAACAUCAGCAGUAACAGCGCACCGUGAUUCGACAAGGAGCAGCAUCCUCUGCCAACAAGCAAGGGUUCAAAAUGGAGUAAUGCUGAAGACACACAGUCAGGAGUCCCUCUGAAUGUAAUUCCACAUCGACAGAAACUGUUUACUCGGUGGAAAAAAUUGGAAUUUUAGAAGCCGCGGGGCAGUCAUCGUCAUUCCUGCUGUCGAGCUAGCUGCAUAAAACAGUCGAGAAUGGAGCCGUCAGAGCAGUCAGGCCCAGACUCGGUCUCUCAGGAGGUCAACCCUGUGUUUCUGCAGCAGCUCAGAGAGCUGGACAUCCCAGAGGAGGCAGCCAAACAGGCACUUCUCCACACUCGGAAUGUGUCUGCCGAAGAGGCGGCCAUGUACUACUUCAACAAGCUGGAGAAUGAGGAGGAGGGAGACGAUGAUCUCAUGUUCAAGAUGGUGUUUGUGGUGAACAUGGAUCUUGCCAUGGGUAUUGGAAAGGUGGCAGCCCAGGUUGGCCAUGCUGCUGUGGGUUUGUACCAGGCUCUACAGGAGAAGAACAGCUGGAGGGAGAUGGCCUGGAAGUGGGACCACAGUGGAGCCAAGAAAGUGGUGGUCCAGGGCACCAAUGUGGCUCACCUACUGGAGCUGCAGGCUCUGGCCAUGAGCCUCAGCCUGCCCACCUACCUGGUACAGGAUGCAGGGCUUACCCAGGUUGAGGCUGGGUCCCGCACUGUCCUGGCCAUCAUGGGUGAGGAGGAGAUGGUGAACAAUGUCACUGGGAGUCUGAAACUGCUUUGAGGGGCUAAAACCCACGGUUGGGAAGGCAUGGCUCUGCAGUGCCAUCAUGCAACCAGCAGUGGGCAGCAUUUUGCAGCAGCAGGGAGAGUCUUGGCAUGCAAGAGUGUAACAACCUUUUAAAAGACCGAAAGAACAGGGCAAAUGUCCCAGCACCAGAAAACAAACACUCUCAGCCAUUUGUUUCCCUUUUAUUCUUUGUCGCCGCUUUGUCUGCCAUUGAGAGCAGGAGGAGUUCUUCAUAGGGGAAGAAGACGAAGGCAGUCUUUCUCCGGUGACCUUUCCCUCUUAUUAAACAGGCCACCUACUUAGAGGAGUCUUAUUGAUGACAGUUUUCAAACACAUUUAGUCUGUUGUCCAAUUUCAGAUAUGAAAAGGUCAAACUGAGUUUUGUUAGUGGUUGAACAACAUUGUAAUUGUGCUUAUUCAAGGGGCCAUGUAAUGUAGCCUAAUAAACAGUGCAAUUACAGUUAUGCCUGUAGCGGAUAUAUUUCCCUGCUGGAUCCACUUCUCCCUGAGUGAAAAAUAACUUAUAACCUGAUUAAUAUGUGAACACUAUUUUCUUUUUAUUUUAAUUGAUUUUGUGUCUGUAUGCAAUUAUCCUCCCAAGGAUCCCUAUCCUACAGACUCAAUAACGUCACUCAUUGAUAUUGGCUAUAUUUGUAUACAUAUGCCUGUUAGGGCCAUAUACCGUAUAAUCUGUGGUGUGCCAUCCUAAACAGUAUGCACAGUUACUGAACUUUGUUUUAUUGUAAUUUUUUCUUUCUGCAACAGGAAACAAACAAUGUGUUACAAUUUUUGAGUUCAUUGGUUGAGUUUGAUGGUGGAAGAGGGGGAGCCUAAUGUCACACAUAGUUAGGGUUUGUGCUAGGCCUUUUAUGCACUCUGCCUGUUGUGGAUAGUUAUAAUGGACCCUAACCCAAUAAUGGAGUUGAUCAGUUUACAUCUUGAGAGAACACAGAUGAUGUGUGUAUGACAAUUGUUAUGGAGUUGGUAAAUAGCCUCGCACAUUGAUCAUCUUAAUACACAAAGAAUGAUGUGUGAGCUGUUGUGUGUCUGUGCCCUCACUUACAAAAAAGUUGUGGCUUUGAGCUGCCACUUUGAGAAUUGGAAGCUCAAUGUUAAAAAUGACAUUUGUAAGAGAAAUCUUCACAAGAAAUGACAGUGUAAUGCAUGCUACAUGAAAUGUAUAUUUAAACAGAUCACUGGAAUCUUAAAUUUCCGUCAGUUUUAGUAACAUGUCCACACUUUGAUACCUCCUGUGUUAUACAGUAAUAUGUUUGAGUACUCCAGAUUAUGGAGACAAUUAAAAUGCCUCAAGAUUAAGUAAGGAGAAGCCCGAAUCAUGUUUUUACCUUCAGACUCAAGCAUUCACAGAGACUGUGCUUAGAGAGGGGUGUGCUUGGACUGUAGCAGUGAAAGCAGUGUGGGGGAGGGUUGAACACAGCCAUGUUGCAGUGCGUGGUUUGGACCAGCCAUAUGACAUUGCUUUUUCACCGCAGUAACAAUGGCAGUGCUGUUGAAUAUGGCCGCUGCCUACCAUGGCAGUCCUGUUUAUAAAUUGUUGAACUAUUAACCUCAUGACAUCCUCUCGGAAUUAUUCUGCUGAAGGUAACCAAAACAAGCGAUAAGGGAGUAGACUCUUGAUGUUAUUUCAAUGUGUUUUUCAAAUAUAAUCCACUGACUAAAAAGAAACACUUUCGUCCAUGA
Acanthopagrus latus (yellowfin seabream) is the source of this 2703-nucleotide messenger RNA. Its product is annotated as UBA_like_SF and PTH2 domain-containing protein. The transcript is spliced from 7 exons. NCBI's taxonomy places the organism in Eukaryota, Metazoa, Chordata, Actinopteri, Spariformes, Sparidae. The coding region runs from base 442 to 996 and encodes 184 amino acids. Gene Ontology annotation, molecular function: protein binding; peptidyl-tRNA hydrolase activity. The record is from RefSeq and is a predicted model, not a curated record. Gene Ontology annotation, cellular component: mitochondrion; cytosol.